Messenger RNA from Chenopodium quinoa (quinoa), 1981 nucleotides. Its product is annotated as SPX and EXS domain-containing protein 1-like. The transcript has 14 exons. The coding region runs from base 439 to 1845 and encodes 468 amino acids. Lineage: Eukaryota; Viridiplantae; Streptophyta; Magnoliopsida; Caryophyllales; Amaranthaceae. The record is from RefSeq and is a predicted model, not a curated record. Gene Ontology annotation, cellular component: cytoplasm; membrane.
AAGUGAACACCAAAUAAACGCCCUUAUAUCUUAAAUAGAAAUCAUGAGACAAGCUAGUAAAGGGCACCCACUAAACUCUUCUAACAUUCAACUUUCUUUAAAAAAAUAAAAUUUCCUUACACUGAAAAUUGCAAUUUGCAAAAGUAAGUUAACAUUCUUAUACUCCACGCCAUAGUUGACGAGAUCCAAUUUCAGUGAGCUCUGCACUUUCUCCCAUUAUUCUUCGGAUCCCUAAUUUCUCCAUCAUUUUCCCCCAUUUUAUCAUCCUCUCGCUCCAAUUUCUUCAUCAAUCGCCGAUCACCUUCUUCCUUCUUAACAGUGCCGGAAAUUCGCAAAUCAUUGAUUGAAACGCUGAAAAGUGGUCGAAAUUUUGAAGAUUCUAGGGUUAGGAGUGGGUUUAGGUGCAAUUGCACUGCAUAAAAUUUCCGAUAUUUAUCUAUGUUUGGGGGACUUGUGAAUGCUAAUAGUCCCCAUCUCCGGAAAUCUGGCAGUAGACCUGUUUUUGGUGAAUUGGGUGAAAGCAGUGAAGAAUCUCUUUUACAUUCAUCUGGGGUUAAUGAAAUGAAGGGUAUAAAUUUAACAUCUCCGUUGAGUGGCGGGGUGAUCAUGCCAUCACCCACUUUCUUGUGGAGAUUUAAGGUAUUGCUGUUUUUCAUCUGGGGGUUCUGCUGUUGCAAGAUUGGAUGGCAUUCUGUUAUGCGAAUGAGCGCUGAUCUGAGAGAUCUCUUUUUGUAUGAGGCAUUUCUAUACUACAAUCCUCUUCUGCUCGUGACUUUGAUGGUUUGGUUUUGGGGGAUAAAUUUAUGGGUCUUUUCUCAGGCUAAUGUCAAUUAUGCAAAAAUAUUUGACCUUGAUCAAAAUCAUCUUACUCACAGAGAAAUAUGGAAGUGUGCCACUUGGAUGACCAUCAUAGUUCCAACCAGCAUGACAGCAUACCUUUAUCUGUACUCAGAUGGAGAAGUGUCAUUAGCAGCAUCUCAACCAGUUCUUUUGUACGUUGCUGCUCUUAUGCUUUUGAUAUCCCCUUUUGACAUUUUUUACUUAUCGUCACGGUACUACCUGUUGAGAACUCUUUGGAGGAUAGUUCUUCCAUUGCAGGCGAUAACCUUUUCGGACUUCUUCUUGGCUGAUAUCUUGACGUCCAUGUCUAAGGUAUUGUCAGACUUGGAGCGUUCAGUCUGUCGCAUGGUCCAUCGUCAGGUUGCUACUAUUGCAUGGUUUGAAGCUGAUUCUGUAUGUGGAAGUCACUCUGUUGCAAUUCCAGUGGUUCUUGUUCUACCAUAUAUUUUUCGGCUAUUGCAAUGCCUUCGUCAAUACAAGGACACUGGAGAGAAAUCAAGCCUUUUGAAUGCUCUAAAAUAUUCCACAGCAGUACCUGUUAUCUUCCUUUCAGCACUCAAAUAUCAUGUGUUCCCAGAUAAGUGGACAAGCAUAUAUCGGCCACUCUGGUUGAUGUCAAGUCUUUUGAAUUCUAUGUAUUCCUUUUACUGGGAUAUUACGCGAGAUUGGGAUAUGAGCUGUUUCACUCGGAUUUUCAAGUUUGGGAGGCCUCAUAUUUGCUCAUACCUUCUGCAUGGACGGACUUGGGUUUAUUGCUGGGUGAUUGGAAGCAAUUUGAUUAUGCGAUGUACUUGGACGUACAAGCUUUCUGCCCAUCUCCGACAUAAUUACCUUACUGUUUUUGCUAUUACUGCUCUGGAGAUUUUCCGUCGUUUUCAAUGGGUUUUCUUUCGUGUGGAAAAUGAGUGGAAUAAAAUGAGUGCAAAAUCACACAUUCAGUUAUCGGAAAGUGACGAUCCAAGUGAGGAUUCUAAAUUACUGGACUCUGGGAACUAUAGUGUAUGAAAUACUGGACAGAAAUUUCACUUUUCUAUAGUUUUAUGUUUAUUUAAUUUUUCAGGAAACAAAUCUCUAGAGGUGUAUAUUCAUCUGAAUUUUGACCCAUUCUUUAUAAAAAAAAAAAUGAGAUUAUUUUCGUGCA